Solea solea (common sole) is the source of this 2290-nucleotide messenger RNA. RefSeq names its product tripartite motif-containing protein 16-like. Gene Ontology annotation, molecular function: protein binding; zinc ion binding. The transcript has a single exon. The record is from RefSeq and is a predicted model, not a curated record. Lineage: Eukaryota; Metazoa; Chordata; Actinopteri; Pleuronectiformes; Soleidae. The coding region runs from base 154 to 1827 and encodes 557 amino acids.
AGGGGGAGGAGCCAACAGGUGGAGACGAGUCAGAGCCGACAGGCUCCGCCCAGUGCCGCGUCACAUGUUGUUGACAUCAGAGCAAACCUGUUUCAAACCUGUUAUAAUUCUGAGGAAGAGAAACUCAGACCGUCGUGGUGACAGAGCGGUGAAAUGGCAGGAGUUCAUCUGCAGAGAGAAACCUUGUCUUGUUCCAUCUGUUUGGAUCUUCUGAAGGAACCUGUGACUCUUUCCUGUGGACACAGCUUCUGUAAGAACUGUAUUAAAGACCACUGGGACUCAGAGGAGCAGAGGAGGAUCUACAGCUGCCCUAAGUGUAGAAAGAUCUUCACACCGAGGCCUAAACUGAAGAAAAACGUCAUGUUAGCAGAUUUAGUGGAGGAGCUGAAGAAGACUGAACUCCACGCUGCUCCUGCUCAUCACUGCUAUGCUGGAGCUGAAGAUGUGGACUGUGAUGUCUGCACUGGCAGGAAACGUAAAGCUCACAAGUCCUGUUUGGUUUGUUUGGCCGCUUACUGUGAGGAACAUCUCCAGCCUCAUCAUCAAUCACCUGCAUUUAAGAAACACAAGCUGAUGGAGCCGUCCAAGAACCUCCAGGAGAACAUCUGCCCUCGUCACGAUGAGGUGAUGAAGAUGUUCUGCCGCACUGAUCAGAAGUGCAUCUGUUAUCUCUGCUCUGUGGACGAACAUAAAGACCACGACACAGUCUCAGCUGCAGCAGAGAGGACGCACAAGCAGAGAGACCUGGAUCUGAGUCGUGUAGAAGUCCAGCAGAGACUCAGGGACAGAGACAGAGACGUGAAGGUGCUUCAACAGGAGAGGAAGACUCUCACUCUCUCUGCUGAUAAAGCUGUGAAGGACACAGACCAGAGCUUCACUGAGAUGAUGGGUCUCCUGCAGAAGAGAAGCUCUGACGUGAAGCAGCAGAUCAGAUCCAAGCUGGAAACUGAGGUGAGACGAGUCACAGACGCCGAGAAGAAGCUUCAGCAGGAGAUCACUGAGCUGAAGAAGAGAGAAGCUGAACUGAAGCAGCUCUCACUCACACACGACCACAACCAGUUUCUCCUCAACUACCGCUCACUGCCAGCACUCAGUCCGUCCACACACUCGUCCACCAUCAACGUCCGUCCUCUGAGACACUUUGAGGACUUGACAGCGGCUGUGGCAAAGCUCAGAGGUCAACUGCAGGACGUCCUGACCGAGACGUGGACAGACAUCUCACUGGCUGUGGCUGAAGUAGAUGUUUUACUGACAGAACCAGAACCAGAACCAAAGACUAGAGCUGGAUUCUUCAGAUAUUCAGAGGAAAUCAAACUGGAUCCAAACACAGUUCACACACAUCUGUUAUUAUCUGAGGGAAACAGAAAAGUGACAUUUAUGGAUAAAGAUCAGUCUUAUCCUCAUCACACAGACAGAUUCACUGGUUAUCGUCAGGUCCUGAGUGAAGAGAGUCUGACUGGACGUUGUUACUGGGAGGUGAAGUGGACAGGAAGAGGAGUUUAUGCGGCAGUGACGUACAAGAACAUCAGAAGAUCAGGUUCACAUGAAAGUUUAUUUGGAUUAAAUGACAAAUCUUGGGCUUUAGAUUGUGAUGAACACAAAUGUCAGUUUGUUCACAACAGUAUCAAGACUGUUGUCUCAGAUGUUAAAGUCUCCAGAGUGGGAGUUUACCUGGACCACAGAGCAGGUCUUCUGUCCUUCUACAGAGUCUCUGACACCAUGACUCUGCUCCACAGAGUCCAGACCACGUUCUAUCAGACUCUCUAUGCUGGAGUUUGUCUUUAUUCUUCAUCUGGAGCCACAGCAGAGUUCUGUAAACUCAAAUAAUCUGGAGUUCUUUCAGCAGCAGUGAGUUAAACUCUGAGUUUAAAUCUUUAACUUUUGACUUUUGAAUUCAAACUGUGAGCAACUUUAUUGACAAAGUUUCUUUCAUUUGCUCAUUUUGUUAAGUGUAUUUGAUUCAUGGUUAAGUGCAAAUGAUUCAUGGUUAAGUGUAAAUGAUUUAUGGUUAAGUGUAAAUGAUUCAUGGUUAAGUGUAAAUGAUUCAUGGCUAAGUGUAUUUGAUUCAUGGUUAAGUGUAAAUGAUUCAUGGUUAAGUGUAAAUGAUUCAUGGUUAAGUGUAAAUUAUUUAUGGUUAAGUGUAAAUGAUUCAUGGUUAAGUGUAAAUGAUUCAUGGUUAAGUGUAUUUGAUUCAUGGUUAAGUGUAAAUGAUUCAUGGUUAAGUGUAUUUGAUUCAUGGUUAUGUGUAAAUGAUUCAUGGUUAAGUGUAUUUGAUUCAUGGUUAAGUGUA